Saccostrea echinata is the source of this 1888-nucleotide messenger RNA. RefSeq names its product organic cation transporter protein-like. Gene Ontology annotation, biological process: transmembrane transport. The transcript is spliced from 10 exons. NCBI's taxonomy places the organism in Eukaryota, Metazoa, Mollusca, Bivalvia, Ostreida, Ostreidae. Gene Ontology annotation, molecular function: transmembrane transporter activity. The record is from RefSeq and is a predicted model, not a curated record. Gene Ontology annotation, cellular component: membrane. Bases 1 to 1704 code for a protein of 567 amino acids.
AUGAAGUUUGACGACAUUCUUCAAGAAGUUGGAGAAUUCGGAAAAUAUCAAAAGUUUGUGUAUUUUCUUUUAUGUAUCCCUUCCUUUGCUUGUGGACUAUUCAUGAUGCAUUUGGUUUUUGUUAUGGAAACACCGAAUUACAGAUGCAAACUCAAGGACUAUCCGAAUGACACAUACCUUGUCCAGAACAUGGAACACCGGCGAUUGGUGGAUAUUUUUAUUCCGCGAGAUUCUGUCGGAAGUUAUCGAAAGUGUGACUUCUAUUCAUACACAUCAAAUGUCAGCAUUACGGCGUCUAUGUACACUCAUAAUGAGACAGAACUAGCAAAUCUUACCAUUGGUGCAAAUGCAACAUUACAGACAUGCUCUGAAUGGGUCUAUGACAAAUCUGUUUUUAAAGAAACGUUCACCUCAGAGCACAACCUCGUCUGUGACGAUGCCAUUUUAGUGUCCCAUUCCAGGAUGGUUUUUUACUUCGGUGUUUUGGUUGGUGAUAUUGUUUUUGGAUGGUCAUCAGACAGAUUAGGAAGGAAAAUCACCAUGUACACUGGACUUCUGUUACUCAUUGGUGGCGCGUUUGCAGUCAGCUGGGCCCCGGAAAUAAUCAGUUUUACCGUCCUAGAAUUCAUUAUUGGAGCGGCAAAUCAUGCUUUUCUUUGCACCAAUGUACUUGGUCAGGAAUUGGUGGGACCCUCUAAGAGAAAGUACACAGGAACUAUCUGGCACAUGUCUUUCGCUGUUGGAGUUGUGUACCAAACAAUUGUGUAUUAUUUUUCACGAGAUUGGCAGACAUCAUGUAUAGUAUUCGCAGCGUCUUGUCUCGUUAUGAUUCCAUACUGGUGGUUGAUUCCUGAAUCUCCUAGAUGGUUAAUAAGCCAAGGGCGACAUGAGGAGGCCAAUGUCAUCCUACAAAGGAUUGCCAAAGUGAACGGAACCACGAUGUCACCAGAGAUUGCUAAGAAUCUUAUCAUAAAGAAGGAAAAUGUCGGAAGUUUUAGGGACCUUCUCAAAAGCAAGAUAAUGUGUCUCAGAGCAGUUAUUCUGAGUUUCAACUGGAUGGCAGUUAGUUUAAUGUACUAUGGAGUGACAUUAAAUGCAGGACAUAUCGGAAACUUUUACCUUAAUUUCUUCCUAAUGGGCAUUGUGGAAUUUCCCGGUAUUUUGUGCACCAUUUUCUUGAUAGACAGAAUUGGUCGUAAAAAACUUCACCUCAUUUGUAUGCUGGUGGGAGGAGUAGCCUGUCUUCUCACCAUAUUUACAGUGACGGUCGCCAGAGAAACUUUAAGACCACUGACCGUUGCUCUAGCAGUGACAGGUAAGAUGGCAUCCUCCGCUGCUUUUGUGGUUGUUUACAUAUUCACUGUGGAACUGUUUCCUACCGUCAUAAGGAACGUCGCUCUCGGAACAGGUUCUUGUUUUGCCAGAUUUGGAAGCAUGACUGCACCAUAUUUCGUUACCCUUGGUAUGACUAUAGAAGGCUCCCUUGGCGAGGCCUUUUCUCUGGUUAUUUUCGGUGCUGUUUCUGUUGCCGCUGGUAUCAUGUGCCUUUAUUUACCAGAAACUUUGAACCAGAAAUUACCAGAAACCAUAGAGGAUGGAAUCAAUUUUGGAAGAGUUAGAAAGACAACUGUAGUAGAUAGAAAUGGAAAAGACGACACAGAGAGAAACUUUGAGAAUGACAAAAUAGAAAAUCUCCAAUUGUAAAACAGUCUUGCUUGAAAUCUUUCAAACCGGUGGUGUCUAUGAGGACAAUGGAUUGUAAAAGUUUUGGAAAUUUGUCAAAUAUUUUUGUACAGGGUAUACCUUUGCUAAAACACAUAUUAUCUAGACGUUUACGGGAAAGUGUACCAAGUUUAUCAAUAAAAAUUGUAUUUUUUCCCUUUUUGCA